UCCCAUUUGGGAUGAUUGAAUGAAAAUCCCGAGGUUGAAUGUGGCGGGCGGUUCUGUUCGGAAGCUCUGGGCCAUGGAUAAAGUUUGGUUCGCGGGACUGUGCCGUUACCUGUCGUUUCUGGCAAGCGUUGUUUUUGUACUCCCGGGUACCGUCGUUGCACAGCACAAUCUUUGGUACAACUUCACGGUGAUGGCCCAAGAUGGAUCUGUGCAGCCGACCUUUUUUGCUGAGGGACGCUUGGAUGGCCAGGCCUUCUUGCGCCGUGAAAGAGGCACAGUUGAGCCCCAGGGACUGUGGGCAAAAAACCUGAGCACUGAGACAUGGCGUAAAGAGACCAAGGAUUUGAAAGAGAAAGUAGAGGACCUCAGGAAGUGUCUUGGAGAAAUCCUGGGCCUGCAGAAGGAGAAAGGAGGCUUGCAUUCCCUCCAGGAAAUUGUGAGCUGUGAGAUGGGAGAAGACAGCCACCCCAGGGGCGUCAGGCGUCUCUACUACGAUGGGGAGCUCCUCCUCUCCUGCGGCCUGGAGACCCACGGAUGCACAGUGCCCCAGGCCUCGGCUCAGACCUUGGCCCUGGAAAUGGAGAAGACGUGCGACAUGGACGAGCUAAGCAGACACUACUGGGCCCACGUGCGGGGAGAGCUUUGUGCAAAACUGCAGGGCUAUCUGAAAUCCUGGACCAGCUUCACAGAGAGAACAGUGCCCCCAGCAGUGACGGUGACCUGCAGUCAGGCCUUGGAGGGCACAGACAACCUCACAUGCCAGGCCGUCAGCUUCUCUCCCCAGAAUAUCUCGGUGGCCUGGUAUCAGGAUGAGAAAGCUGUGAGCCCAGACACCCAGCAGUCUGGGGGUGUCCUGCCUGAUGGGAAUGGGACCUACCAGACCUGGGUGACCCUAAGGGUCCCCCAAGGAGAGGAGCAGAGGUUCUCGUGCCACGUGGAACAUGGUGGGAAUCACAGUGUCCACGCCGUGCCCUGCGGAAAGGCUCCAGGGCGCCAUCGAUGGUGGAUCAUUUCGGGUGCUCUGACUCUAGUUAUUUUCAUCGUGACCUGGUUCUGUUCUUACACGAAGAUGACCCCAUUAGUUUUGAGGCACCAAGAGUCCAUUGAGCUCGAAGACCUACAACAAAGUCAGGUGCUAACUAGAACGGCUUCACACCAGAGACCAGUGUUCCAACCCAGAGCCAUCAGUUCAACUGAAGGAGCUUAGAUUGUGUAGCCAGGAGGCCUGAAUUCAACUCCCUGUUCUGGCCUUUUUGUCACUUUUCUUGUGUGUGGGGGGUGGGGGGUGGGGGAAGGGCAAGGGGUUUGUUAUUUUUUAAAUUAGUUUUGGGAGUUCCCUCCUGACUCAGUGGGUUAAGAAUCUAGAGUCACUGCUGUGGCUCAUUGUCGUUAUUGUAGCAGGGUUUCAGUCCCUGGCCCUGAAACUUCCCUGUGCUGCUGGUGCCCUGAAUUAUUUUAGUUUAAAUUUUUUUAAAUUGUUUUUUGAAGUGUAGUUUAUAAUAGACCACUUCUCUUCUUGGUGCUUCGCUUUCUUCAUCUGUGAAAAGGGAGACACAGGGGCUCCCGAUGUGGCUCAGCAGAAAUGAAAUCUGACUAGCAUCCAUGAAGAUGAAGGUUUGAUCCCUGGCCUUGCUCAGUGGGUUAAAGAUCCGGUGUUGCCAUGAGCAGUAGUGUAGGUCACCGAUGCGGCUCAGAUCUGGCGUUGCUGUGGCUGUGGUGUAGGCCGGCAGCAACAGCUCCGAUUCAACCCCUAGCCUGGAAACCUCCAUAUGCUGCAGAAGAUUUGAGAUCAUUGCAGCUGCACCACACUAAUAACACCUCUAUUUUUUUUAAUAGUAUAAUAUAUAUUCUAUAUAUUAUCAAUAAGCUUUAUAUAUUAAAAAUAAGUAUUUCUUAAUAGUAUAAUAUAAUAUAUUUUAUAUAUUAUCAGUAAGCUUUAUCUAUAAGUUUCCUUGUAGCUUCUGCUUAAAUGGCUAAUAAAUUUCUGGAAACUCGGGCUA
This is a messenger RNA of Sus scrofa (pig), 2000 nucleotides long. The record is from RefSeq and is a predicted model, not a curated record. NCBI's taxonomy places the organism in Eukaryota, Metazoa, Chordata, Mammalia, Artiodactyla, Suidae.